Molecule: messenger RNA, 5931 nt
Organism: Trichechus manatus latirostris (Florida manatee)
Lineage: Eukaryota; Metazoa; Chordata; Mammalia; Sirenia; Trichechidae
Gene: SLC12A2
Product: solute carrier family 12 member 2
Exons: 27
Coding region: 139-3753 (1204 amino acids)
Biological process (GO): ammonium transmembrane transport; sodium ion transmembrane transport; potassium ion homeostasis
Cellular component (GO): apical plasma membrane
Molecular function (GO): sodium:potassium:chloride symporter activity; ammonium channel activity
Source: RefSeq, a predicted model, not a curated record
GCGGCGGCAGGCGGGCGACGGGGAGAGCGACUCCUUCACCUGGUGUUGCGGCCGCGGCCACCGCCGGCCAGGGGCGCGGAGGGCGCGUAGCCCGCGACAUCUGCCAGGCUCUCCGGCUUCGCCGGUGGUCGGGCGGCGAUGGAGCCGGGGCCCACCGCGCCCUCCUCCUGCGCCCAGAGGCCGGUAGGGCCCGGGGAGACGCCGUCAGCCCCUGCGCUGGCGGCUGCCGAGGUGGACCUGCCCGGCACGGCCGUGCCCUCGGCGCCGGAGGAUGCUGCGGCCGCUAGCCAGGGCGGCGGCGUGGUCCGCGGGGAGGGCGUCGCGGCGGCUGGGGACGGGCUGGGAAGACCUCUGGGGCCCACCCCGAGCCAGAGCCGCUUUCAGGUGGACCUGGUCUCCGAGAGCGCCGGGCGGGCCGCGGCUGCGGCUGCGGCAGCGGCGGCCGGGGCGGGGGGCAAGGAGACCCCCGCGUCCGUAAAGACCAUUGAAGAGAGCGGGCCGACCAAGGGCAGUGAGGAAGCCAAGGGCCGCUUCCGCGUGAACUUCGUGGAUCCGGCUGCCUCCUCCUCGGCGGACGACAGCCUGUCGGAUGCGGCGGGUGUCGGAGGCGACGGACCCAACGUGAGCUUCCAGAACGGUGGGGACACUGUGCUGAGUGAGGGCAGCAGCCUACACUCAGGCGGCGGCGGCGGCGGCAGUGGGCACCAGCAGCACUACUACUAUGACACCCACACCAACACUUACUACCUGCGCACCUUCGGCCACAACACCAUGGACGCGGUGCCGAGGAUCGACCACUACCGGCACACUGCCGCGCAGCUGGGCGAGAAGCUGCUCCGGCCCAGCCUGGCGGAGCUCCACGACGAGCUGGAAAAGGAACCUUUUGAGGAUGGCUUUGCAAACGGGGAGGAAAGUACUCCAACUAGAGAUGCUGUCGUCACGUAUACCGCGGAAAGUAAAGGAGUUGUGAAGUUUGGUUGGAUCAAGGGUGUGUUAGUACGUUGUAUGUUAAAUAUUUGGGGUGUGAUGCUCUUUAUUAGAUUGUCAUGGAUUGUGGGUCAAGCUGGAAUAGGUUUAUCGGUCCUUGUAAUAAUGAUGGCCACUGUUGUGACAACUAUCACAGGAUUGUCUACUUCAGCAAUAGCUACCAAUGGAUUUGUAAGAGGAGGAGGAGCAUAUUAUUUAAUAUCUAGAAGUCUAGGGCCUGAAUUUGGUGGUGCAAUUGGCCUGAUCUUCGCUUUUGCUAAUGCUGUUGCAGUUGCUAUGUAUGUGGUUGGAUUUGCAGAAACUGUGGUGGAGUUGCUUAAGGAACAUUCCAUACUUAUGAUAGAUGAAAUCAAUGAUAUCCGAAUUAUUGGAGCCAUUACAGUGGUGGUCCUUUUAGGUAUUUCCGUAGCUGGAAUGGAAUGGGAAGCAAAAGCUCAAAUUGUUCUUUUGGUGAUUCUGCUGCUUGCUAUUGCCGAUUUUGUCAUAGGAACGUUUAUCCCAUUGGAGAGCAAGAAGCCCAAAGGUUUCUUUGGUUAUAAAUCAGAAAUAUUUAAUGAGAACUUUGGACCAGAUUUUCGAGAGGAAGAGACUUUCUUUUCUGUAUUUGCCAUCUUUUUUCCUGCUGCAACUGGUAUUCUGGCUGGAGCAAAUAUCUCAGGUGAUCUUGCAGAUCCUCAGUCAGCCAUACCCAAAGGAACUCUUUUAGCCAUUUUAAUUACUACGAUGGUUUACGUAGGAAUUGCAGUAUCUGUAGGUUCUUGUGUUGUUCGGGAUGCCACUGGAAACAUUAAUGACACUAUUGUGACAGAGUUAACAAACUGUACUUCUGCAGCCUGCAAAUUAAACUUUGACUUUUCAUCUUGUGAAACCAGCCCUUGUUCCUACGGCCUAAUGAACAACUUCCAGGUAAUGAGCAUGGUGUCAGGAUUCGCACCAUUAAUCUCUGCAGGUAUCUUUUCAGCUACUCUUUCUUCUGCAUUAGCAUCCCUUGUGAGUGCUCCCAAAAUAUUCCAGGCUCUAUGUAAGGACAACAUCUACCCAGCUUUCCAGAUGUUUGCUAAAGGUUAUGGGAAAAACAAUGAACCUCUUCGUGGCUACAUCUUAACAUUCUUAAUUGCACUUGGAUUCAUCCUAAUUGCUGAACUGAAUGUUAUUGCUCCAAUUAUCUCUAACUUCUUCCUAGCAUCAUAUGCACUGAUCAAUUUUUCAGUAUUCCAUGCAUCUCUUGCAAAAUCUCCAGGAUGGCGCCCUGCGUUCAAAUACUAUAACAUGUGGAUAUCACUUAUUGGAGCAAUUCUUUGUUGCAUAGUGAUGUUUGUCAUCAACUGGUGGGCGGCAUUGCUUACAUACGUUAUAGUCCUUGGGCUGUAUAUUUAUGUUACCUACAAAAAACCAGAUGUGAACUGGGGAUCCUCUACACAAGCUCUGACUUACCUGAGUGCAUUGCAGCAUUCAAUUCGUCUUUCUGGAGUAGAAGACCAUGUGAAAAACUUCAGGCCACAGUGUCUUGUUAUGACAGGUGCUCCCAACUCCCGCCCAGCUUUACUUCAUCUUGUUCAUGAUUUCACAAAAAAUGUUGGUUUGAUGAUCUGUGGUCAUGUACAUAUGGGCCCUCGAAGACAAGCCAUGAAAGAGAUGUCCAUUGAUCAAGCCAAAUAUCAGCGAUGGCUUAUUAAAAACAAAAUGAAAGCUUUUUAUGCUCCAGUACAUGCAGAUGACUUGAGAGAAGGCGUGCAGUAUUUGAUGCAGGCUGCUGGUCUCGGUCGUAUGAAACCAAACACGCUUGUCCUUGGAUUUAAGAAAGAUUGGUUGCAAGCAGAUAUGAGGGAUGUGGAUAUGUAUAUAAAUGUAUUUCAUGAUGCCUUUGACAUCCAAUAUGGAGUGGUGGUUAUCCGCUUAAAGGAGGGUCUGGAUAUAUCUCAUCUUCAAGGACAAGAAGAAUUACUGUCAUCACAAGAGAAAUCUCCUGGUGCCAAGGAUGUAGUACUAAGUGUGGAAUAUAGUAAAACAUCAGAUUUAGAUACUUCCAAACAAUCUGGUGAAAAAACUGUUAAAGAUGAGGAAGAGGAUGGCAAGACUCCAACUCAGCCACUGUUGAAAAAAGAAUCCAAAGGCCCUGUUGUGCCUUUAAAUGUAGCUGACCAAAAGCUUCUUGAAGCUAGUACACAGUUUCAGAAAAAACAAGGAAAGAACACUAUUGAUGUCUGGUGGCUUUUUGAUGAUGGAGGUUUGACCUUAUUGAUACCUUAUCUUCUGACUACCAAGAAAAAAUGGAAAGACUGUAAGAUUAGAGUAUUCAUUGGAGGAAAAAUAAACAGAAUAGACCAUGACCGGAGAGCGAUGGCUACUUUGCUUAGCAAGUUCCGGAUAGACUUCUCUGACAUCAUGGUCCUAGGAGAUAUUAAUACCAAACCAAAGAAAGAAAAUAUUGUAGCUUUUGAUGAAAUGAUUGAGCCAUACAGACUUCAUGAAGAUGAUAAAGAACAGGAUAUUGCAGAUAAAAUGAAAGAAGAUGAACCAUGGCUAAUAACAGAUAAUGAGCUUGAACUUUAUAAGACCAAGACAUACCGGCAGAUCAGGUUAAAUGAAUUAUUAAAAGAACAUUCAAGCACAGCUAAUAUUAUUGUCAUGAGUCUUCCAGUUGCAAGAAAAGGUGCUGUGUCUAGUGCUCUCUACAUGGCGUGGUUAGAAGCUCUGUCUAAGGACCUACCACCAAUCCUCCUAGUCCGUGGGAAUCAUCAGAGUGUCCUUACCUUCUAUUCAUAAUCUCUACACAUGGACAGCCUAGUGCCUAGUGAAGUAACUGAGAUCUUCAAUGACACGUUAACAUCACAAUGGCGAACUGUGACUUUUCUUUUACUGUUUCAUUGAUUUGAAAGCACACAGGAAGUUGCUCCAUUGAUAUGUUUAUGGAGACUUCAGUUUUAGUCAAUUCCGUAUCUCAGUCUUAAUGAAUGAGGAUUCCUUGUUGGACUGAAGCUCGUGAGAGGAAAGUUUUCCUUUGCUACUUGAAUAGCAAUAAAAGUGUGUUAUUUUUUGAUUGAUGAAAGGAGUACAAAAGCCUUUAGCCUUGAGGUGCCUUCUGAAAUUAACCAAAUGUCAUCCAUAUAUCCUCUUUUAUAAAUUUAUAAAAUGUCAAACUUUGCCUUCAGCUAUUUUUAUUUCCAGUCUCUUCCACCUUAAAAUAAAAUAGAUGCUUCUUUUCCAUUGACCAGUUAGUGUUGAAUACUGUAUGUUUUCUGUUACUUUUGUAAAGGUAUCUGUUAGAUAUUAAAGGUGAGAAUUAGGGCAGUUAAUGAAAAAUGGGGGAAAAAAGUGGGAACCAAAAAGUGGCCCCAAAGUUAGGCUUUGUAUAAGUAGGUAUAAAUGUAGACCUAGGAAAAAAAGGCCCAAUAUACCUGUUUUUCCUCUCUGAUUGGCUCUUAUUUAUAUCUUUUAUUAUUAUUUCCCAGAACCUUAGGGAAGGUUGAAGAGUUAUCCAGUACUUCUAUAUACCAUGCUGAAAAAUCACGCGUUAUUCUUUAAACAGAAAUCCUCAAGAUUAUUUGAAUUUAUUAGGUCUGUCCUAAUUUAGAGUUUCCCUCAACUCUGAGGGACUUUCAAGAAAUGCUAACAGAUUUUUCUAGAGGAAAUUUAGACAAAGCAAUGCCAUUUAAUAGACCUAUUUCAAUAAACACUAUGUGGAAUUUCACUAUAUUGUACCAUCCUUUAUAAAUCAUUAAAAUACUUAAUGUUCCAUCAAAUGGUUAAAUGGACCACUGGUUUCUUAGUGAAAUAUUUUUAGGCUUAAUUCAUUCAAUUGUCAAGUACACUUGGUCUUAAUAUACUCAGGUUUGAACAGAUUAUUCUGAACAUUUAAAUAUAAUCCAUUCUUAAUACUUUAAAACUUUUGUUUUAAGAAAAACUGCCAGUUUGUGCUUUUGAAAUGUCUGUUUUGACAUCAUAGUCUACUAGUACAAUUUUGACAGUGCAUAUCACUAUUACUAAAAAGCUUUAUACACAGUUAUUAAUGUGAAGUUUUUUUGUUUUUUAUUCAAGGAAGGAUUUCCUAAAAAACAUUUCAAGGGAUAUAUGCCUACGUAUCUGUAUAAAUGUGUGUAUACCUAUAUGCAUACACAGAUGCGUAUGUGUAUAUAUAAUGAAAUUUAUGUUGCUUGUUUUUUGGAAUUUAAAAUGAUCAAGAGUUAUUAGGUUUUUUUUUUUUUUUAGUAAACAUAAGUUCAAAAUUAUAUUAACAGAUAAGGUUGAAUGGAGAACAGAGUUGAUCAUUUGAAGGGCAUGUUGUAACCCCAUGCAGUUAUCAUUCAGGUAGAAAAUGGAGAACGUUUACAUUUCAUCUAAAAUACUGUUCUUUGGGGUAAGUUUCAGUGAUGGAGGAUUUAUGCAGGUUUUCAUGCAUCUUUAUAAAAAUCUAUAAAAUCAUUAUUUAUGUAGUGCAGUAUUUUUGCUGCAUGAGUAUGAAAAAAAUUAAUAUAAAAAUGGAAAUCUGGUAACAAUUUUGGAUUGAGACUGUUAAGAAAAUGAAGUAUUUUUCCAAAAUUUUUUCCUACAUUGUAACUCAUAGCAUUGUUCCAUUUAUUGCAGGUUUUGCAGUGUUUGGGGGUAAAAGACAGUAGAAGUGUUAAUAUUAUUCAAUAAACAUAUAAUUAGUAUCAUGUUUGAACUUUUUAGUGGAUAAUAGGGCAUGAGCUGAGUGCUGCUAUCUUGAAUGUACACAGGUACACUUACUGGUUUUUGUUUUUUGUUUUUUAAGUUUUGCCCAUUGAGGAAAAUAUCAUUGUGAUCUAUAUUACAGGAACCAAAUGUCAUGUGUCUCUACAUACAUGUGUGUAUAAAGUACAUAAAAUAUAUCUAAAUAUGCAUAAUGGGGGUAGGGUAAUAUUGUCUGUGAAAUAAUGUAAGAAGCUUUUCACUUUUUAAAAAAAAAUGCAUUACUUAACACUA